Messenger RNA from Syngnathus acus (greater pipefish), 2273 nucleotides. It is a transcript of the gene acss1, whose product is annotated as acyl-CoA synthetase short chain family member 1. Gene Ontology annotation, cellular component: mitochondrion. The record is from RefSeq and is a predicted model, not a curated record. Gene Ontology annotation, molecular function: acetyl-CoA synthetase activity; AMP binding. The transcript is spliced from 14 exons. Lineage: Eukaryota; Metazoa; Chordata; Actinopteri; Syngnathiformes; Syngnathidae. Bases 162 to 2177 code for a protein of 671 amino acids.
AAGCAAGUCCAGCCCUCCCUGCCCUGCCCUACCCUCUCCUCUCCUGGAAUGGAGCCGCUUGUUUCGGGGAACUAAAGCCAAGUUGGCUCCGCGCGCGCGGAUUGGCUGUCCCGUUUCAGCACGGCUCGCUUCUUUCUCUGCAUUAUUCCCCACAAGACAAAAUGUGGCUCUCCCAGCGAUGCGUCAAAGCGGCCUGCGCGUUGACAGUUGGCCGGAGGUGCAAGAGUCACGCAGCGUCGGCGUUCAUGCCGGAGGCUGCGGGCUUCCAGGGCGUGCGGGACCGCGCGGGGCUCCAGGAGUUCUCCGUCGCUCACAAGGAGAGCUUCUGGGCGGCUGUGGCGCGCCGCCGGCUCGACUGGAUCAGCCCGUUCCACGGCGUCCUCGAGUACGACAUGGAGCGGGGCAAAGUCAGCUGGUUCCAGGGAGGACAACUCAACGUCUCCGUGAAUUGCCUGGACCGCCAUGUACGCAGCAGCCCGGAGAAGGUGGCCCUCAUCUGGGAGAGGGAUGAACCCGGAUCAGAAGUCAGGGUGACCUACAGGCAGCUCCUGGAGAUGACCUGCCAGGCGGGCAACCUGUUGAGGCGGCGCGGCGUCAAGAAGGGCGACUGCGUCACCAUCUACAUGCCGCCGUGCCCGCUGGCCGUGGCCUCCAUGCUGGCCUGCGCUCGUGUGGGGGCGGCGCACAACGUGGUGUUUGCGGGCUUCAGCGCGGAGGCUCUCGCUGAGCGAAUCCGAGAUGCCCAAUCCAGUACGGUGAUCACCGUCAAUGAGAGCGUGAGAGGGGGCAAGGUGACCCCCCUGAAGGCCACAGUGGACCAGGCGGUGCGCAGCUGCCCGACGGUGCGCCAGGUGUUUGUCGCCAGGAGGACCGAGACGCCGGUCGCCAUGACGUCCAAGGACGUGGCCAUGGAGGAGGAGAUGAUGUCGGAGGAGGUGGUCUGCGAGCCGGCCGCCAUGGACAGCGAGGACGUCCUGUUCCUGCUCUACACGUCGGGCAGCACCGGGAAGCCCAAAGGCCUGGUCCACACGCAGGCCGGAUACCUGCUGUACGCCUCGCUCACGCACAAGUACGUCUUCGACUACCACGACGGAGACGUGUUUGGUUGCGUGGCGGACAUCGGCUGGAUCACGGGACACAGUUACGCCGUGUACGGACCCCUGGCCAACGGGGGCACCACCGUGCUUUUUGAAAGCACGCCCCUUUAUCCCCACCCAGGAAGGUACUGGGAGAUGGUGGAGAGAUUGAAAAUCAACCAGUUUUACAGCGCCCCCACCGCCAUCCGCCUGCUGCUCAAGUACGGCGACCAGUGGGUGCGCAAGUACGAGCGCUCCAGUCUCAGGACGCUCGGAUCCGUGGGCGAGCCCAUCAACACAGAGGCGUGGGAGUGGUACCACCACGUGGUGGGAGAGGGACGCUGCCCCGUGGUGGACACCUGGUGGCAAACGGAGACAGGCGGCAUCUGCAUCGCCCCGAGGCCGUCAGAGCCACACGCAGAGAUUGUCCCGGGGAUGGCCAUGAGACCUUUCUUCGGCAUUAAGCCGGUGCUCAUGGAUGGCGAGGGCCGAGCGGUGACGUCCACCGAUGCCUCGGGCGCGCUGUGCCUCUCUCAGCCUUGGCCCGGCAUGGCCCGCAGCAUCCACAACGACCACCAGAGAUUCAUCGACACCUACUUCAAGACCUACCCCGGCUACUUCUUCACUGGGGACGGCGCCCAUCGCUCCAAGGAGGGCUACUACCAGAUCACGGGGCGCCUGGACGAUGUCAUCAACGUCAGCGGGCACAGGAUCGGCACGGCCGAGAUCGAAGAUGUGGUGAACCAAUGCUCCGCCGUGGCCGAGUCGGCAGUCAUCGGCUGCUCGCAUCCCAUCAAAGGCCAAGGCGUCUACGCUUUUGUGGUCCUCAAGCAGGAGGCCCAAGAAGCGGACCUGGCCUCGCAGAUCAACAACACCGUCUCCGACAAGAUCGCCAAGUACGCUUGUCCUGAUCACAUCCAGUUUGUCCAGCGCCUCCCAAAGACCCGCUCGGGCAAAAUCAUGCGUCGGGUUCUGCGCAAGGUGGUGGAGCGAGACCUGGGCGGCCUGGGCGACCUCAGCACACUGGACGAUCCCACUGCCGUGCAGGAGAUCAUCCAAGGUCAUCGUGACCUCUUUGCAGAACAGCAGGAGCAGCCAUGAAGACUCAAGGUGGACAUUUUUAAAGGGACUCCGAUUUUUAGUAACUUGUUUUAAUUGUUCAUGGAAUCAGUAGAUGGCCACCAUAAAAAAGCAACU